Molecule: messenger RNA, 3502 nt
Organism: Vicugna pacos (alpaca)
Lineage: Eukaryota; Metazoa; Chordata; Mammalia; Artiodactyla; Camelidae
Source: RefSeq, a predicted model, not a curated record
GGGCCUGCGCGCGGCGAUGGAGCCCGGGAAGAGAAGAACCAAAGACGAUACUUGGAAAGCAGAUGACCUCAGAAAAUACCUUUGGGCGGCACAGUCAGCUGGUCCCAAGGAGGAUAAGAAACACAGAGAGAAGCAGCCGCAGAAGGAUCUGGAAACGGACCUCCCUGAAUGCCGGGAGCACAGACGCAGGGACCCAGAGCGGGACGCCAGGUGCAGAGACAGGGCGGCUGAGAGGGAGAAGCCACACAGGCUUCAGGACCAGGACCAGGACCGGCAUCGGGACAGGAGGAAGGACACCAGGAGCCGGGACAGAGAGAAGCCCAAGGAGGGACACUGAGAGCAGGCCACUGCUGAGAAGGCUCCCAGCCGGGGGAAGGAGCGCGAGAAGGGGGGCCACAGGGCACGGCGGGACGGGCUGAGGCAGGCAGCUGGCUGCCACAACCUGCUGGGCCGGGACGCGCAGGGGCAGCCACCUGACAGGCCAGAGCGCAGGACGCAGGCAGGUGUGUGCAGGGCGGCCUCCUCCCCGCUGCUCUCCGAGUUUUGUAAAUGCUGGGUGGUGGGUUUGCAGUUGCGGUAUGGCGACAGCAGGGACAGCCCUCUCAAGUACUGGCUGUACCAAGAGGAGGGCGAGAGACCGCACAGGUGGCAGGAGGAGAGGAAGCGCCGAGAAAAGAGCCACGCCAGGGAGAGGAGAGACAAGAGCGCGAAAGACAGCAGCCACUCACUGUCUGACAGGGGCGGGGAGGAGCGGCGGAGAGACCGGCGGCUUACGGAGGGCUUUCCUUCUGAGGACGAGCGGCUCCGGGGCCACGCGGACAGAAAGGACAGGCCGUGGAGGGAGGAGCAGUGGAGGAGGGCGGCCAAGAAUGGUGAGCACAGAAGUCGAGGUGCAGGUUCCAAGAAGGACGAGACCGGCAGCCAUUCAGCAGCACCCUGGGCAGGGAGUGAGGGGCAGCCGCUCCCAGUCCUCAUGCUCAGUUUCCAUGUCACGCUCCAGUUGCGGUAUGGCGACAGCAGGGACAGCCCUCUCAAGUACUGGCUGUACCAAGAGGAGGGCGAGAGACCGCACAGGUGGCAGGAGGAGAGGAAGCGCCGAGAAAAGAGCCACGCCAGGGAGAGGAGAGACAAGAGCGCGAAAGACAGCAGCCACUCACUGUCUGACAGGGGCGGGGAGGAGCGGCGGAGAGACCGACGGCUUACGGAGGGCUUUCCUUCUGAGGACAAGCGGCUCUGGGGCCAUGCAGACAGAAAGGACAGGCCGUGGAGGGAGGAGCAGUGGAGGAGGGCGGCCAAGAAUGGUGAGCACAGAAGUCGAGGUGCAGGUUCCAAGAAGGACGAGACCGGCAGCCAGUCAGAAAACAUAUGUUUUCCCAACCCAUUUGCAAGAUUCAAAUUUAUGAUUGGAUGUCUUAGUUAUAUGUUUCAUUUCUUCCUCCAGGAGAUUGGAAAGGAAGACGCUGACUCAGAAAACGCAGGAGCUGGUGAACAUACAGCCGGGUUUGAAGAUGAUUUUGAAGACUAUGAGGAUGACUUUGAGGUCUGUGACGGGGAUGAGGACAGCGGGCUGGAUGCACUUGAAUCAGCAGAGAUGGCAGAAGAGCUUCCCCCGGCCAGAAGGAGGGAGAUUGAAGAAAUUCGGAAAGCCAUCCAUGCGGAGAACGAACGGGUGGGCGAGCUGUCUUGGAAGCUGUUGGAGAGCCCAGGCCGGGUGGAGCGUGGAAGGGGCACAGGGCCAGGUGCAAACAAUUCCCCUUCCCAAAUCCCUGUUUGUGGAAUUCUCGUGGAUUUUGCAACAGCCUCACACCGUCAGAAGAGCCGGACUCAGGCACUUAAGCAAAAAAGCAAGAAGACUGUCAUUAUUAACUUUAAACAUUUUAAUCGUUUUCUUUUCAGUUGUGAGAAAUUGCUCUGAGGUCAAGACCCAGAGCUGACUCUGGCACACCUUGUUUUUAAGGCAUACGUUCAGUGUAACGAAGACCAUGUGAAGAGGGACGUGCAGACCGAAGAGGUGGAGACCCGGGAAGUGUGGACCCAGCACCCGGGAGAGAGUGCGGCUGUGUCUGGGGGGAGUGACAGCCCCUGUAAAGCCUUUUUGCUGUUUGCUGGAACCACGCAUGGCUCGGUGCUGGUGUGGGACCUGAGAGAGGACACCCGGAUCCAUUGCUCCCUGAAGCUGAGUGGGUGCUCCUGGACGUUCAGGACCUCAACGUUUUCUACUGACGGCGUCCUGACGUCGGUGAACCACCGCAGUCCCCUCCGAGCGAUAGAACCGGUCUCGGCGUCUGUCUGCAAAAGACAGAGCUGCGUGCUCUCACCUUUCUCUGCUCCGGAAGAGACGUCGGGUCUGUCGUUCCACAUCGCGUCCUUGGACGAGAGCGGGGUUCUCAACGUGUGGGUGGUGGUUGAAUUACCAAGGGCAGAUCUCGCUGGUUCAAUAAGUGACUUGGGGCUGAUACCUGGAGGGAGGAUCAAACUGCUGCACAGCACGGCCGUUCACCUGGGCGGCAGCCUUUUCCAUAAAGGCGAUGAAUUCUGGGUGUCCACACAAACACUGAACGUUAAAUUUCUGCCUUCAGACCCUGAUCGCUUUGUCGUGGGCACGGACAUGGGCCUCGUCUGCCACGGCACCAGACAGGAGCGGAGGGUGUUUCCCAGGCUGUUCAGACCCCAGCAACAGGGCGUGAGACCCGUAAGGGUGAACGUGGUUGACUUUUCACCUUUCGGGGAACCAGUUUUCCUGACCGGCUGCUCUGACGGGAGCCUCAGGCUGCACCAGCUGACGGCCGAGCUCCCACGCCUGCAGUGGGACCACAGCACGGGCGGCCGCGCCAUAAACGGCCUGCACUGGUCCUUGACGAGACCUGCCAUGUUUCUGGUCUGGGACGACGCGUCCUGCAUUUACAUCUGGGACCUCCUGGAGAGCGACCUGGGUCCCGUGGCCAAACAGUCCGUCUCCCCAGACAGGCUGGUGGCCAUGACUGUCGUGGGGGAAGCCGAGAAGACCCGUGGCAGCUUCCUGGCCCUGGUGCUGGCCAGAGCCUCCGGCAGCGUGGACGUCCAGUACCUGAGGAGGGAGUGGGCCACCCCGGCGGGGGACGAGCGCAGGAGGCUGCGUCUGCUCCUGCAGGAGGCCCCGUAGGAGCCGGGAAACCACCAACUGCGGGCGCAGCCCUGGCCGCAGCCGGGAGGGCACCCUCGUGUAGACGGACGGCGUGUGUUCCGCACGUGGUUCGUUCCACAGGAAUGCUACUUCAGUGCACCAGGAAGUAAAUCACUGUCUUCGAGUGGAAGCAGCAAGCACUUUAGUGAGAGAGCCACGCCCGGCUGCUCUUUUCUGAGGACAUUUCCACCUGUUUUCAGAGCAGCUUUAAAAUACUGUCACGUUUAUUAAGAGAUUUUUAAACAAUCCAAAUGAAAAUGUAUUUUUAAUUAAUACUUUUCUUAGUCAAGCAUAAAAUGACAGUCACAGGUUUAAAUUAAAGGAGUGACUCCACUAAAA